UUGGCUGCGGGGAGCAGGCGGCUCUGCCGGCAGCGGUUACCCGGGUUUCCGGUGCGCGGCUACCGGGGGCGAAGCCGUGAGGACGUCGGCUGUGGGGUCCGUCCCGUGGCGGCUGGAGGGAGGAGGCGAUCAGAGGGCCCGUAGGCCUGAGCGCUUUCGGAUCGGCUCCUCGCCUCGCACUGCAACCACAAUGAAGAACCAAGACAAAAAGAACGGGGCUGCCAAGCAAUCAGGCCACACUUCCAACCCAAAAAGCAACCCGGGGCAAGUGGAAGCCGGACCAGCCGGAGCCCAGGGGCUGCCCAGCCGGGCGGCCUCCGCGGCACAAGCCGAAGGUUCCGCCCGCCAGACUCCCGGGAAGACGGAGGGAGCACAGGCCAAAGGCUCUCGGCCUGGGGCCCUCCGUGAUGUCUCAGAGGAGCUGAGCCGCCAGUUGGAAGACAUCCUGAGUACAUACUGUGUGGACAACAAUCAGGGGGGCCCAGGUGAGGAUGGUGCCCAGGGUGAGCCUGUGGAACCUGACGAUGCAGAGAAGUCCCGGACCUAUGCCUCGAGGAAUGGGGAGCCUGAGCCAGAGAUCCCAGUAGUCAAUGGUGAGAAGACCUCUAAGGGGGAGCCAGGCACAGACGAGAUCCGGGCAAGUGAUGAGAUGGGAGACCGAGACCACCGAAGGCCACAAGAGAAGAAGAAAGCCAAGGGUCUGGGAAAGGAGAUCACAUUACUGAUGCAGACAUUGAACACACUGAGUACCCCAGAGGAGAAGCUGGCAGCUCUGUGCAAGAAGUAUGCUGAACUGCUGGAGGAACAUCGGAACUCCCAGAAGCAGAUGAAGCUCCUGCAGAAGAAGCAGAGCCAGCUGGUGCAGGAGAAGGACCACCUGCGCGGUGAGCACAGCAAGGCCAUCCUGGCCCGCAGCAAGCUCGAGAGCCUGUGCCGCGAGCUGCAGCGCCACAACCGUUCCCUCAAGGAAGAAGGCGUGCAGCGGGCCCGGGAAGAGGAGGAGAAACGCAAGGAGGUGACCUCGCACUUCCAGGUGACGCUGAAUGACAUUCAGCUACAGAUGGAACAGCACAAUGAGCGCAAUUCCAAGCUGCGCCAGGAGAACAUGGAGCUGGCUGAGAGGCUGAAGAAGCUGAUUGAGCAGUAUGAGCUGCGAGAGGAGCAUAUCGACAAAGUCUUCAAACACAAGGACCUGCAGCAGCAGCUGGUGGACGCCAAGCUCCAGCAGGCCCAGGAGAUGCUGAAGGAGGCAGAGGAGAGGCACCAGCGGGAGAAGGAUUUUCUCCUCAAAGAGGCAGUGGAGUCCCAGAGGAUGUGUGAGCUGAUGAAGCAGCAGGAGACCCACCUGAAGCAGCAGCUUGCCCUAUACACGGAGAAGUUCGAGGAGUUCCAGAACACUCUUUCCAAAAGCAGUGAGGUGUUCACCACAUUCAAACAGGAGAUGGAAAAGAUGACUAAGAAGAUCAAGAAGCUGGAGAAAGAAACCACCAUGUACCGGUCCCGGUGGGAAAGCAGCAACAAGGCCCUGCUGGAGAUGGCUGAAGAGAAAACCCUCCGGGACAAAGAGCUUGAGGGCCUGCAGGUGAAAAUCCAGCGGCUGGAGAAGCUGUGCCGGGCGCUGCAGACAGAGCGCAACGAUCUGAACAAGAGGGUACAGGACCUGAGUGCUGGUGGCCAGAGCCCCCUCACUGACAGCGGCCCUGAGCAAAGGCCAGAGGCUGCCACUGCCUCCAAAGAGCAGGGUGGCGAGGGGUCCGGGGUCCAAGCACCUAGCUCUACAGGAGCCACAGAAGCUCCCUGCUGCCCCGGAGCACCAAGCACAGAAGCGUCAGGCCAAACAGGGUCCCAGGAGCCCACCUCCACCACCGCCUAGGGAGCCUGGCACUAGGGGCAUGCUGGGAAGGGAGCAAGCAGCCCAGCCAGGCCUGGCUCAUGCAAGGCUCCCACUGCUAAGUAGUCCAGUGCUGAGGCCCAGGGUGCUCUGACCUGGCUGGCAUAUGACACUGCAGUUUGAAUUUCAUGGGUCAGCUUCACGUACAUAUGACAUGUGCAAGGCCUCAUACAUUUAUUUCUCUAAGUGUAAAAUAGGCUUGCACUGGAUGCAGAGCGGGUGUGUACAGAUGAAGGCAGUGGCUCUUCUGUGAGCUGAAGAGUCGAAGCGGAGUCGUCAUCUGUAGCCUCCUUCAGUGACCUGGCAGGACAGUGACUUGAACAUUUCUCUGCCUGACAUGAGGCUUAGACCCCUCCCCUCCCUGCCCUUCAGGGAUCAUGACAAGUGACACACCCAGGCCUGACUGCGUUUCUCUUGUUGGCAGGGCUUUGGCAGCUCUGGCUCUCCUAGCUCCUCUGGACGCUUCUUUGCUUUUCUUAACCAGGAAAGGGGUCCCCAGACAGAGCCUUGGCAGGGCACUCAGAGCUGGUGAUCAAACCACUUUCCUGCCUCAGACAAGGAACCUGAAGAAUGUUCUGUGUAGGAUGAUGUGCUGGUAGGGAGCCCUUUCGGCACUGCUUCCCCUGCCCUGCGGUAGUGCCAGGACCAGGCCAGUGAUGCUUCUCAGUAGCCUUAUCAUUCACAGGUGCCUCUCUAGCCUGCACAAAUGAUUGAUGGGAUCACCCAAAGGAUUCUUUCGGAAGGUUUUUUUUGUUUUUGUUGCACGUGACAGUGUUUGUAUGGAGGGUCUUCUGAGGAGGGAGGAGGAAUACUCCAGAGGUGGUGCCUGGGUUCCUGGCUUCCAGUGCCUCACCCCCCUCUCCACCCCACCCAGCACUUCUGUCAUGUGGUGCUUAGGUUCCUGUUUGAUGAGAUCAGAUUGUGGGAGAAAGGAAAGGAGUUUGAAUCCUAUGGGUUUCAAUCCUGGAAGGCCACCACCAAUGCCAUCACCACUGCCUCCAUGUAGCAGUCGCUAGGCCCCAGGAGCAGCUGUUCCCGGUGGCUUUAUGGGUCUGUUUCUGCUUCCUGCCCCCAUCCCCACUGUGCAGUCCUUGAGAUUUGCUCUGGUUCCAUUGUCCAAGGAGUAAGAGCUGAGUGUCCUCGAUAUCCUACUUCUUCCUGUGUGGGGGCCCCAGCUCUUGUCUGGCAAUUGAUGGAUAAGAAUGAGAAUUGACUAACCCCCAGAAAUCCACAAAGUGGCUGCAGAUACUCCCAUAAUCCCCUCCCCUUACAUGUUCCUCUAUAAAGUUCCGCUGGUUGCCAACUUGCCUAAGGUAUUAGGCCACCGUAAUACAGAGCAAUUUUCUGGAACAACAGAUGAGCCUUGGAUCAGGAAGCAGAGCUCUGCUGGGCUUGGGGACUGUCCCCUCUCCAGCGGGGCCUGGGCUUCUGUAGCUGAGGGAGCCACGGACCAAGGUGGGUGAAAUGGCUGAGCUGAUGCUGUAUUUUCUUAAAGCUAAUUCAUUAUCAUAUAGGUUCUUUCAUCUUGCACAACUAGCCCAUGCUUUCAGCCCUUAAAUCCCUCUUAUAAAAUAGGUUCAUGAAGAGUAUUAAGUACUCCUUGUUCUGGCUUUGACCAGAGAUGGCAAGUGAAAGGUACACCAUUCCUCUGCUCCAUAGUAGGUACCACUAGUCUCUGUUCAGAGUUUUUCCUGCUCAUUCUUGGUAUUUCAUUUCUUGAAGUUCCCUCAGCAGCCAGUGCUGAGACCUGUUUGCCAUCCCUGGCUGAGAUAUUGCUCUCCUGUGGAGAAGUGUCUUCCCCUCUGAAAUGGGUGUGUCUAGAUUGGUCCCUGAACAUGCCUCUUCCUGUUCCAGUAAGGCUCCCUCACUCAUGCCGGGUUGAGGUACUCAAAAACUGCCCCAUACAGGGUUUGCUGGGCUGUGGAAGCAUUGGGAGGGGGCAGAAGCUUUUGCCCACCUCUUUAAAGAUCAGGUAGACCUGCAAUAGCCCACAUGAUUGCCUGCCUCACUUCACCUACCUCUUAAGGCCCAUGGGGUUAGCGGGGAGGGAGCCCAGUGUGAUGGGGUGGGAACUCAGCACAACAGCUCUCUGAAACCAAGUGGAGCUACAGGGAGCAAGGUGGCCUCAGCUGGGCUUCCGGGUCAGAAAUAAUAGGCCCUGGGCAGGGUGGAACCGUUGCUCUCAGCUCUGGGCAUCCUGGCCAGGCUGUAGGUAGGGAUCCCAUUCCUCUAACUCCAUUGACCAAAUCGUAAUCACUACAGCUGUUCUGCUUGCUCCGCUUUCCAAAGUCAGCCCAGGUACCUGGGUGCUGCCAGCCAGGAGCCUGGGCCAGAUGCAGGGGAUGUGGCCUCUCUGAAGGCCAGUGCCUUCCUCUCUAGGGCAGGUCCCAUGCACAUGACCUCAGUUCUAGGACCAAGAGCUGUGUUGGUUUCUUGGACUGCUAGCUUUUCCUCCAGGGGACCACAGCAGGCGAGGCUCACAGCCCAGAGCCCUUGGCUCUGCUGACAGUAGUUGUGUUCAGACCUUGUCCAGCUGAGAGCGUCAUGUACACCAGAUUCUAAGAGGUGUCAACAGCACUUUCUUGUUUGUUUUCCAUGAGGUUUUUGGACCAUGGGCUGAGCUCAGGCACUUUUUUCUGUAAGAGAAUGUUAUGUCUGUAAAGAUGGUUAUUUUCCCUCCUCUACCCCAACUGUGGUUGCCCUGGUGUCUAGGGGAGGGCCAAGGCCUGCUGAGCUGAUUCUCCAGCUGCCCCAGCCCUCCCACCUUGCACAGCACAGAAGGUCACCCCAGGGACAGCCAGGUACCCACCUCCUGGGGGAGGGGUGCUGCCGUCUGUCUCUAACUGCUUCCCUUAUGGCCCACCUUGGCCUCCCAGAUUUGUUUGAAGCUGUGCUGACAGGUUUUUUUUGUUGGUUUUUUUUUGUCUCAUUUUGGUAUUCACAACAGCCAGGGACUUGAUUUUGAUGUAUUUUAAACCCUAUUAAAUAAAGAGUCUGUUGCCUUAU
Molecule: messenger RNA, 4897 nt
Organism: Myotis myotis
Lineage: Eukaryota; Metazoa; Chordata; Mammalia; Chiroptera; Vespertilionidae
Gene: TXLNA
Product: taxilin alpha
Exons: 11
Coding region: 191-1873 (560 amino acids)
Molecular function (GO): syntaxin binding
Source: RefSeq, a predicted model, not a curated record